AUGACUCCAGUCAUUUGCAAGCAACCAGAUGAGCGAGUGAUCUAUCAAGCGACAAAGCAUGUUUUUGUCGGGAAAUACGCUAAGUUAAGAGAUCGUGGUUGCGUUAGAAUGUCGAUUAAUAACAAUCUGCGGAAAGGGAGUCUGGUGCAGGAAGUCGUUACUCAGCACGGCUUUGACGCUGUUGCUCAGACAGUGUUGAAGCUACUUUCGGACAAGGUUUAUGAGUCAGAUAUGGUUGUAAGACAACGCUUUCCCGAUCUAUAUGAGCCUGCGUCAGUCCAGACGGCCGUCAGGAAGCAGGGAGAAGCAGAGGCCACCAGGGCCGAGCACGUCGCGGUUGAGGUUGUUGAACAGACGAACUUGGUCAACGGUCAGGAUAUGCGUCACACGGAAGAAGAUAUAACGACAGUAAAUGACAGUCGCGACGGCAGUGCGUGCGACAUUGCUGGCAUCUCAUUGUCAUUUCCAGUCUAUCUGCCGUUUCCUACGGAGCAUCUUCUUAUGGAGAAACUUCAAAAGGUCCUGGAAGCUGCCUGUUAUGAGUAUGGAGUAAGGGAACUUUCGAGUAUCUUGCAAGAACGUCAUUGGGACUGUCCUGAAGCGGUAGAGCUUAGCCAGUGGGCAGAGCUGCUUGGAAAUAAGGGAAACUUAAAGCGCCAGGACAGUGACAGGUCACUUAAGGAAUUAUUGCAUUCGAUUGCGCAAAUCAGACAUACAGCAGUCCAUCGCCUCCGAACCAGCUCAGUCGGACUACAACGGUUCCUCGCCGACGCCGAAGACCUUACCAGAGCCCUGGGGGACAAUUUAUAUAUACAAGCUAUCGCAAAACUCAAUUUAGAGACUCAGUCAACACUUACAGAGCUUGCACAGAACAAACAAUCCAUUCAGCUACGUCUAGAAGAGGCUCAAGAAGAGAUAGCGAAGCAGCGUGCCGAACUAGAUCAGAAAGAGCAGGAUAAUUUGCGCCGCAUGGAAAGGGAAGAUAUGAGGUACUGUGCUCAGGCUGGUGAGAGACUCGGAAAGGCUCUGCAUCUUGUGGGAAAGUUUGCAGUAGUGCCGGAGAGUGAGGACCCAGCGAUGGGUGGCAUGGACAGCGACAAUGCUUGUCCUGCCUCUGAUACCGACAGCAACUUGGAUCACGCAGAGCAUUUCGAAGACUGCAGCGAGUCAUGA
Messenger RNA from Fusarium fujikuroi IMI 58289, 1173 nucleotides. RefSeq lists its product as uncharacterized. The coding region runs from base 1 to 1173 and encodes 390 amino acids. The record is from RefSeq and is a predicted model, not a curated record. NCBI's taxonomy places the organism in Eukaryota, Fungi, Ascomycota, Sordariomycetes, Hypocreales, Nectriaceae. The transcript has 2 exons.